UGAUAGUGAGUUGUUAUGGGAAGAUAUGGUAGACUUAGAUGAAUACGAAGAAAAAGAUGAUUAUCCAGGACUAUGGCCGGUGACUUAUUUGAAUUCUCAGAUAGUGAAACAUAAGUCUAUCCCAGACCUCUUUGAUUAUUACUACGAAAACGAGGUCCCAAUAGAUAUAGAAUAUAAAAUCGGGUGUUUAGAUAUAGACCAACAGAAUCAAUUACAACUCCUUAUGGAUAGAUACGAGGACAUUUGUGCAAGAA
Dentiscutata heterogama is the source of this 254-nucleotide messenger RNA. The record is from the annotation of a GenBank genome assembly. NCBI's taxonomy places the organism in Eukaryota, Fungi, Glomeromycota, Glomeromycetes, Diversisporales, Gigasporaceae.